Leptinotarsa decemlineata (Colorado potato beetle) is the source of this 1987-nucleotide messenger RNA. RefSeq names its product sodium/potassium-transporting ATPase subunit alpha. Gene Ontology annotation, molecular function: ATP binding; P-type sodium:potassium-exchanging transporter activity; ATP hydrolysis activity. NCBI's taxonomy places the organism in Eukaryota, Metazoa, Arthropoda, Insecta, Coleoptera, Chrysomelidae. The record is from RefSeq and is a predicted model, not a curated record. Gene Ontology annotation, cellular component: plasma membrane. Gene Ontology annotation, biological process: sodium ion export across plasma membrane; intracellular sodium ion homeostasis; intracellular potassium ion homeostasis.
AAGAUUUCAACAUUGUUAUUUUCUUAUUCCAGACGACCUAUGUAGAAAACUUCAAACUGAUAGAGAAAAUGGUCUGACACCACAGCAAGCAGCAGCAGUGCUUGAAAAAACUGGACCAAAUACACUAACGCCUUCACAUAAAGUGCCUGAGUACAUAAAAUUUUUGAAAACAAUAACACAGGGAUUCUCGAUACUUCUGUGGAUAGGUGCCUUCCUAUGUUUUGCUUCCUUUGUUAUUAGAAAAUUCACAACUCAAGAAGUGGAUACUGAUAAUCUCAUAUUGGGAUGUGUCCUUGUAACUGUGGUACUUGUAACAGGAUGCUUCAUGUACUCUCAAGAACACAAAAGUCAGAAGAUCAUGGAAUCAUUCGCCAAUAUGGUGCCCCCGAAAGCCACUGUAAUUCGAGGUGGAGAAACAAUGACCAUAGUGUCAAAGGAUAUAGUUGUAGGUGAUUUGGUUGAAAUGAAAUUUGGAGAUCGGAUACCAGCUGAUAUCAGGAUCAUACAUAGUCAGGGAUUCAAGGUAGAUAAUUCGGCUCUUACAGGAGAAUCGGAACCUCAAUUCCGGGGUCCAGAUUGUUCCAGUGACAAUAUACUCGAAACGAAGAACUUCGCCUUUUUCUCAACUAAUGCAGUUGAAGGAACAGCAAGAGGCAUUGUUUGUGAAACUGGUGAUCGCACAGUAAUGGGCCGAAUAGCCGGUUUGACGGCCAGAUUGCAACCCAACAAAACGCCCAUCGCUCGAGAACUGGAACAUUUUAUGAAAAUCAUUAGCGUCUGGGCAUGUUUUUUGGGCUUUGUGUUUGGAGCCGCUGCUCUGGCAAUGGACUAUUCCUGGAUAGAAGCCGCCUUAUUUUUGAUUGGUAUUAUCGUAGCCAAUGUGCCUGAAGGUCUUCUUGCAACGGUAACGGUGUGCUUAUCAGUGACUGCAAAACGAAUGGCUGCGAAAAAUUGUCUUGUGAAGAACUUGGAAGCAGUCGAAACAUUGGGCUCGACAUCCAUCAUUUGUUCGGAUAAAACCGGGACACUCACUCAAAACAAAAUGACAGUAUGUCAUUUUUGGUGUGACAACAAAAUCAUCAACGCUGAUUCCAGCAUCCAGCAAGAGAGCGCCAGAGAUUACAAUAAAACAGAAGGUUUCUUAACCCUGAUGCGUUGUGCUACCCUCUGCAAUCGAGCUGAAUUUGUGCAUGGCGAGGAAAACAAACCUAUUCAGACGAGAUUAGUUCGUGGAGAUGCUUCUGAGGAGGCUAUUUUGAGAUUUGUGGAGCUUAGUCAUAUUCAUGGUGAUCCAACCGAAUUUCGACACAAGCAUCCCAAAUUACUGGAAGUACCAUUCAGUUCCGUUACAAAGUAUCAGAUUAGUAUUCAUGCCAUGGAAGAAGGUCACUGCCUCAUAGUGAUGAAGGGGGCGCCGGAACGCAUUUUAGCGCGUUGCUCAAAGAUGUGCACCGUUAACGGAACGGAGGAAAUGACGGACGAGAUGAGAAUCCUCUGCGACAAAGCCAUGACGGAGCUAGCUGAAAAGGGGGAAAGGGUAUUGGGCUUCGCUGAUCUGAUGCUGGACAACUCCUACACCAAAGAUUACCCGUUCUGUGCUGAACCUCCGAACUUUCCCAGGAAAGAUCUCAGAUUCGUCGGUUUCAUGUCUCUGAUCGAUCCGCCCAGACCUCAAGUUCCGGACGCUCUAAAAAGGUGCAGAAGUGCCGGUAUCAGGGUGGUUAUGGUGACUGGUGAUCAUCCGGAAUUCGGCAUUCCAAUCCUUGUGCUUAUCAUCUACAAUAUAAGAGCGUACUGCAGCACUGACUACUCUAUUGACCAACUCUACUGGAUUUACUUGUGCAUGAUACCGGGCGUUAUACCAAAUUCGAACACCAUAUCGCUCACAGAGGUUUUUGAACUCAUUGCUCGUGAAUUGGACUCCGUUAUCACACAAAAGUAUCUGAGGGCUCCCGAACAUAAGAAUAACAUUACUCCAGUCAUUUAA